Molecule: messenger RNA, 2346 nt
Organism: Centruroides sculpturatus (bark scorpion)
Lineage: Eukaryota; Metazoa; Arthropoda; Arachnida; Scorpiones; Buthidae
Product: patched domain-containing protein 3-like
Exons: 6
Coding region: 1-2346 (781 amino acids)
Cellular component (GO): plasma membrane; cytoplasmic vesicle membrane
Source: RefSeq, a predicted model, not a curated record
AUGUUACAGAAAAAUGUUUUACUCGAAGUUCAAAUGAUAAGCGAAAUAGCAAAUAACGUUACCGUGCAUGUUAAUAAAAGACAAAUUGGUUACAACGAUGUUUGUGGACGGAUCUAUGAAAAAUGUUUCGCAAAUCCUAUUUCUACUUUGUUAAACCAUACGGAUGAUGUGAUUUCCAAGAGACUGAAAUUCAAGUAUCCCAUAGAUAUCGAUCCUUUAACGUUUUCAUAUAAGAUAAUGUUAUUGAAUUUAGGAGGUGUGAUCGUUGACGGUAACGAUUAUGUAGAAGAAUUAUACGCCCUGCGUUUAUUUUAUCCAUUGGACUAUAGUAACACAAGUAAAACAGAGUGGACUAAAGCUUGGAGUAAAGCUCUUCACAAAAGAAUAAAGGAAAGCAAUUUCAAGUAUAUUGACACUUUCCUCGAGCCAUUCGCUUCCAUGGAUGUUAAUGUUAUGUCAGAUUUGCAGGAGAUAAUACCAUUUAUAAGCGUCACUAUAAUCGUGGUAUGUCUCUUCAGCAUGCUGAGUAACAUGACUAAUAGUUGGAUUAGAAGCAAACCGUGGAUGGGUAUCGCCAGUGUCAUGUCAGCCGGAAUGGCUGUAGCUGCCUCGUUUGGAUUAAUAUUUGCUUGCGGAAUAGAAAGCACAUAUUAUAACGUUGCUCUGCCAUUUGCAAUUCUGGUGACAGAAGUGGACGAUUCUUUCGUAGUGAUCGCGUGUUGGAGAACAACUAAUACUCGUGAUUCUGUUGAAAAGCGAAUGGAGGAUACGUAUUCGAAUGCAGCAGUAUCCAUAACUAUAACUUCGUUAACCAACUUUUGUUGUUAUUGUAUUGCAACGAACUGUCCAUUUCCAGUGAUUAGAAUAUUCGGCAUUUAUGCUGCUACCUGCAUCUGUUUUACGUAUUUCUUUCAGCUGACGUUUUUCGGAGGUUGUCUGGCUUUGAGUGGAUACAGAGAAGAGAAAGGUCUCAAUCCCAUUUCUUGUACAUCUGCUUCAGAACGCAGCAUAACUUAUAAUUAUGAAGAAGAAAUGCAAGAAGACGUUUUCAUGAAGUUCUUCAAGGACAAAGUUGCGCCAUUUCUUCUUUAUUCUUCAAGCAAAAUUAUUAUAUUACUUGUCUAUGUCGUUAGUUUAUCUUUUAGUAUGUGGGGCAUUAUUUCUUUGAACGAAGGUUUUGAUAUUUUUCAUGUUUAUCCCGAAAAUUCAGAGAUCAACCGAUCACUUCGAGUGUAUUAUAAAUAUUUUACUGAAUAUCCAUUUACUAUUCACAUAGUGAUUAAUGAAACUUUGGAUUAUUCAAACGAAGUCGUUCAGAAAUCACUAGACGACAUGAUUAAAAAGUUCCAGUCUCAUCCGAACGUGGCAGAUAUGGAUAUUUCGUGGUUAAAAUAUUACAAAGAUUUUCAACAGCAUUCAGCAGCGAAAUAUUCUUUUAUGGGAUACGAUUUAUCUACUAAACAGGAUUUCGUCGAUGCUUUACGACAGGUGUUUCUGAAAUUUCCAGGAGCCAAACAUUACCAGAAUGAUAUCGUAUUUAAUCAUAAUUAUACGGAUAUUAUUUGCAGUCGUUUCUUUCUUUUAGCAAAAAAUAUUUCGGAUAAAAGCAUGGAGUCGAAAUUAAUCAAAGAUAUAAGAAUGAUGGCAGAAGAAUUUCCUUUCUCCAUUCUUAUUCACACUUUGAUUUCUCCUAUGGUUGAGCAAAGUAUCAUUAUUAGAGAAGUGGUCUUUCAAUUUUUCUGGAUAACGUCGUUAAUAAAUCUUCUUAUUUUUAUUUUCUUUAAUCCAAAUAUUUUGUAUUCGGUUGUCGUUGCUCUGUGCAUUUCGUCUAUUACGAUACAAACUCUGGGUUAUAUGUCGAUAUGGGAUGUGGACUUGGACAUCGCUUCCAUGUUCUGCUUAGAACAUUGGACGGAAAUAUUUCCACAAAUACUUUGCGGGAUGGAUGGCAAGAAGUUAAGGAUAAAGUCAACUAAUGUUCCACUGAUCGAAGUGGAACCAUUAAAAAAAAGAUGGAGUCAGUGGCGUUCCCGAACUAAAAAUAAAGCGGCUGCUUUAAGAAAAGAUAUAUUUAGAACAGGUGGAGGGAAAAGAAGUACUCCACCAUUAACAGACCUUAAAGUAAAGGUCUUAUCAUUAAUUGGGAACGAAGAAUUUGGCUUGGAAGAAGAAAAUUUAUUCGAGCUUGGAGCUUGCAGUACCAGUUCUCUUGAAUCUUUACACGAUAAUAUAGUUCCCGAAGGAAAUGUGGAAGCGCCUAGUGAAAUAGUUGAGAGGGAAGCUCUUGAAUCUAUUCUGGAUGUCGUCGUCAUCGUCACCACUGAUCUUCAAGUGAAGAUAUUGUAA